This is a messenger RNA of Sesamum indicum (sesame), 2542 nucleotides long. RefSeq names its product condensin-2 complex subunit H2-like protein (gene HEB2). Gene Ontology annotation, molecular function: chromatin binding. Gene Ontology annotation, biological process: meiotic chromosome condensation; mitotic sister chromatid separation. The record is from RefSeq and is a predicted model, not a curated record. NCBI's taxonomy places the organism in Eukaryota, Viridiplantae, Streptophyta, Magnoliopsida, Lamiales, Pedaliaceae. Gene Ontology annotation, cellular component: condensin complex; nucleus.
UUCAAAAUCUCUCUCUCUCGCUCUCUCUAUCUCUCGCUCUCUCACACACACACACACACAAAUGCUCUUUCUGUCCAUCUGGAGAAGCAGAUAGUAACGAGCCCAGUUGUCAAAAUUCCCCAAUUUUCCAGCCCUAGGUUUCUUGUUGUGGUAUAACUCAGCGGAAAAGAAGGGGUAUCUGUAAUGGAAGGUUUGAAUUUAUGUGCAAGAAAUGAAUAACGAGUGCGAGAAUCCUGAGUCUUCCUCCGGGAGAUUUCUUGAAACAGUACGGCCUCUUCGCGACCUCGAGUCGAAUUGGACCGUUGAUUUGGCGAAGAAUUUGGAGGAGUAUUUACUCAAGAUUUGCUCAGGGCAUAUCUCCAGCGACGAGGAUGCCAUAUUCUCUGUAAAUUUUGCGGAAGCUGCAUUGCUGCUUCAGGGAUCUGUGCAGGUGUAUAGUAGGAAGGUGGAGUAUUUGUAUUCACUGGUUCUGCAUGCUUUGGAUUUCAUUUCCCAGAAAAGUCAGGAAGAUCAAGCAGCAAGCGCAUCUGCUGAACAAGGUGCAAGUGGUGCACAUUCUGCAAAAGAUGAAGUGGAUGAUCCAUUUUGGGGGUUAGAUAACAUACAAGUGGAAGCAAAGAAUUUGCUGGAUAGGGCCACCUCCAGAGAUGUGCUACCCAGUCACUUUGUGAGGCCACCAGCAAAUCUAGUUGUGCUUGAAGGUGAUUGCUUAGACUCUGGUUGUGAUGCUGGGGAGCUAGAGUCCUAUCUGUUAGCCACGAAUGAUCUUUACCGGGAUUUCAUUCUGCUGGACCCCUGUGAUGCUGUUGCAGUUGACAAUUUUCUUGAUUCUAAAGUUGGCAAAGGGCAAAGUAAUGUCUACAGGGCCAGCUCUGCAACUUCUAAGGGCCGCAAGAGCUUUCAGUCACCAUCAAGACAAUCUGAGGGAAAUGAACCCAAGUUAUCAGUUAAAAAGAAACAGGAUGCAAAUCUAGCCCAGUCACCUCGUGUUGAUCGUGGAUUUGAAUCUAAUUACUGCAGUACUGGGUGUUCUCCUCCUGCCUAUGAUUUUCCUUCAGACAAUGAUGGAUUUAGAAUGCGAGAUGGGAAUUCAGAACCUGGAGAUUUUGAUGAUUCUGAUGAUGAUGACGAUCCAUGGAAACCUUUGAAUCCGCAUGAACCAGGGAACUUGAAAGUCAAACCUUACAAAAGAGUGAACACCAAUAGGAGGCCAGAGAUUGGUUCCAGGAAACAUCUUUCUUUAAGUGUGGAAUUUCCUCUUGCAAAACUUCGUGGACCUAUUAGCACCGAGUUAAUUGAAAUUUGGGAAGCAAAAUUUGGUGUAAGGGAAAAACUUGGAAAUUCACAAUCUCUUUCACAUUACGAAAAGCUGCGGCAAUCACUAGUUGUGGGGAAGAGGGAAAUAAACGAUGCCUUCUCUAAUCUGGAAAUCAAUACUGAGGAUGAUGGAUGUGAUGGUGGGGAUCCAGAUAUCGGGCCACCAGAUUUUGACAUACCUGAUGGUACUUUCAACGGUGAAGAUGUACCUCCACGUCCAGAAAAGCAUGAAGAUCCAGAUGCUCAUGCAAAUCUUGAAGACCUUUGCCGGUCUCAUUUGGAUGCUCUUCUUGCUACCCUUGCUGAAAAUGAGAAGCAGACUGAAUUGGCCACCAGGGUUUCUACGUGGAAGCAAAGAAUUGAGCAGAACUUGGAAGAACAAGAUGCACGUCCCCCAUUUGACAUUCACAAAUAUGGUGAAAGAGUUUUGGACAAGCUAUCUGUGGAAGGAGAUGGUGGGAAUGAUGCCUUGUCGUUUGGAGAAGUAGUCAAGGGUCAAGAGAAGCAUGAUGUUGCUAGAACAUUUUCUGCUCUUCUGCAAUUGGUGAACAAUGGAGAUGUUGAUCUGGUCAGAAGCAGCCCAAAUAUUACAUCGACUUGCCACUCAGAUGUGAAUCCUUUCUAUGUUCGAUUGCUCAGUAAUGACAGGAAAAAGGGAGUACCACUUCAGUCUUCUAGAAAGAGAGGCAAAAUCAACGGCAAGGAGAAUCGCCCUGCUGCUAAUUCAUCACCACAAGGAUCUUCCUCAAGUUACAGAUUCUCAGUAACUCUGGGAAAACAAAGCAGAUCCAGAUGCACCCCUGAAGGCAAGAAGAGACGGAAGUCCAGAAUAGUUGCACCAUUGGACAUGCAUUUUGUGGGGUGACCCCGGCCCUCUUAACAAGGCAAUCUUAUAUAUUUUCUGUAAUCUGACUGUAUCUCCAUAUAAAUUGAAAAUGACGAUGACAAGGUGACUUAUUCUUUCUGUAACCUUAAAUCAUUGACAUAACGAAUUAAAAGCUGAUGUCUGUAACAUUUGUUUCUCUGUAACUCGGUCACAUGUAGUUGCAUCAGAAGGAUCAUUAGUCUCUUACAGGUUAUUAGGUUCUUGUUUCUUCCUUGUAAAGAAGUGGUAUGAAGCUCUCAAAUUAUUCUGAGAAUUCAAUGUAUGUUAUAUAGAGUUAUAACUUAUUGAAGCUAAUUUUGGCUUCUAGAUGUGCUAAUAAACAAAUGUUUUUAACACGUU